Messenger RNA from Phytomonas sp. Hart1, 3144 nucleotides. The record is from the annotation of a GenBank genome assembly. Lineage: Eukaryota; Euglenozoa; Kinetoplastea; Trypanosomatida; Trypanosomatidae.
AUGAUGAUGGCGCGGCGAAACAGCCCUGACGCGAUUCGGGUCUUUCGCAAGAUCUCCCGCCGCUUUCAGCAGGACUACGAGGCGCUCUCGAUGGCCGCCGUCGGGGGGGUUUUCCGAACUUACAAGGCGGAGGCGGAUCGGUUGGUAAAGGAGCUCUCCCUCGCGGAGGUGGUGAGUCCGUUCGCGGUGUACCUCGUCUCGUACGUUCGCUACGGGGCCUCGCGCAAUCUACUCACGCGCACCGACGUGAAUGGCCGUCUGGUUAAGCUCGAGGUCGUCCAGCCCGGGGUGGAGGAAAAUGACGGACAAACUUUGCAAAAGAUGAUGGGGCUUUUGGACGACAUCGUCGUCGCCGUCAAGCGGCGGGAAGAGUCUUUUGGUGAAAAACGCACGCGGUGGGGGCAGGAAACAUGCGAUGUCAUCGUCUCGGGCACCCAGGCCUUUAGCGAGGUCGACCAUGGAAAGUGGAAUACGGAGUUGGCCCCGGCGUGGGUGCACGACCUUGCGCGGAUGUUUAAUAACUGGGAGGCGAUCCUGCGAACGGAUGUUCCGCUCUUCGAGGACAUCCCGCGGUAUUUUUUCGAUUGUGUGUUGAACGGCGUCGUGAAUUACUACGUGUUGAAGAAGAUUUACGGCGACAUCGUGACGCCGAACGACGUCUUGUUGGAGAACCGACGGUCCCUCAAGGUUGCCUUGCAAAAACACUUUAACGAUCCCGAAAAAGCCUUUUUGACGAUUAACGAGCUUUUGACCUAUGUACAGGUGGAUGGGGCCACCACCAAAAAGCGCGGUGUGAAGGGCAACUUCUUUAGCUCUCUCCUUUCCCAGAUCCAGGGCACUUUCAGCAAUUCGGAGCAGGGUACCCUUCAAAAUGAGCGAGUGGCGGUUAUUCUGAACGAAAUAUCCACAACUGUCUCGUCCUGCACUCGUAGUUGUGGACUAUUUCUUAUUCUCGUCAAAUUAACCGAAGACCUGAGCUUCCACUUUCGAUUUCAGAAAAUUUAUAAGUUGUUGAACGCGACAGACCGUAAAACGAUUCGAACGAAGAUAAAUAUUGACAUGAAUCAGACUCUGAGUUACUUUGAAAAGGAAUUCGGCCUGACGCCGAUCUCCACCAAGGCGGUCGGCUUUUUAGUCGUUCAACUGAUGUACGUUUCGAUGUGCGGCGGGGAAGACGGUCGCUCUCCCGUAGUGGAGCGCUACAAAAGUGUGUUAAAUCUUGAGAAAUUGGACGUAAUCGGCCUAAACGAUAUGACCGAGACCCAGGUGCGCGAUCUGCACGUCGCGUUUCCUCCUCAAUUGUCGUACAAUUCCUGGCUGAACGAAUCGGAUACAAAGGAAAAGUCCGUCUACAAUGUUCUCCCCUCCGUGGCGGUAAAAGGCUCCACCAAUCAAGCCAUGCUCAUUUCCCAAGCCCCGAUGAUGUGCGCACUGGACGCCAUUUCACGCGUGCCCUGGCGUAUUAGUAAAUAUAUGCUCCACGUGCAGGAGGCCAUUAUGCGCGAGGGGUUUGGGUUUGGAAAGAUUCGAGCGGGGUUUUACCCCCUCCACUACUGCGCGCUGAGCCGAGGGGAGAUGAGCUACCCUCCGAAACGUCAACUCACUCAGGAUGGCUCCUCCGACGUUUCACUAAACGAUGAUGAUGACGACGACGAUGACAAUGCUGAGGUCUACAACAUCCUACAGCAUCGUCAAUACACGAUCCAGCAGAAUAAAGAUUGGAAAGAACUGAUGGAAACGCGAAGCAAUCGAACUCACUACCUUCAGGCCCUCCGCCAGGCUCGUUCGCUCGUGCUUUUCUCACACAUUUACUUUCCCAAUAGUAUGGAUUUCCGCGGCCGGAUGUACCCCUUACCGGGGAGGCUCAACCACACCGGCUCGGACCCUUUUCGCGGCCUGCUGGAGUACGCCGAUCCCAAGCCGCUGGGGACGACUGGGCUUUAUUGGCUUAAAGUUCACCUGGCGAAUAAAAUGGGCAUGAGCAAACUCUCCUUUGACGAGCGCGUGCACUACGUAGAUGAGCAUAUCGAGGACGUCGUGCAAAGCGCGGAGAGUCCAUUGCGGGGGGAUCGCUGGUGGCAGGAGGCAAGUGAGCCCCUGCAGUGUUUGAUGGCCUGUAAAGACCUUGCGGACGCGCUGAAAUGCUCGCAAGGGCCGGAAAAUCACCUAUCGCGGGUGCCGGUCGCGGUGGAUGGCAGCUAUAACGGCCUUCAACACUACUCCGCGAUCGGCCGGGAUGCUUUUGGGGCGAAGUUGGUGAACCUCGUCCCGAGCCCUCGCCCCGCAGACGCCUACACGGGCAUUUUGAAGGAAAUGCUCAAAUUUAUCGAAUUCGACGCCUCGAGGGACCACCAAAUCGCCCAGCGCUGCCUGGGAACCGGCAAAGGCCCGGACACCAACCACAUCAAGCGCAAGACCAUCAAACGCCCGAUUAUGACCCAGGUCUACGGCGUCACCGGUUACGGCAUGUCGGAGCAAAUUCUAAACGAGCUGAUUAAGCAAAACAGAAGCCACGGGUUGUGGACCAACACGGAUAUGCGGGAGAUGGCGACGUAUUUGCGUGAAAAAGUGUUGGAGUCCCUCGGCGUGACCUUCCGCGAGACCCAAAACUGCCGGCAUUGGCUGAGCGACGUGACCCAGCGCAUUUGGGCCGCCCAACCCACCGAGCUGCGGAACGAGCUCUGCUGGACGACGCCGCUUGGGCUGGUGGUGCGGCAGCCCUACAAAGUGCGAAAGGAGUUCCCGCUUUUCACCUUUCACGGCUUCACGCGAAUCCCGGGCGACUCCGUCGCGCCGGCGAGCCGAAAGCAGCUGACGGCCGUCGCGCCGAAUCUCAUUCACUCGCUCGACGCCACCCAUCUCGCGAUGACGGCGCUGGAGAUGCAGCGUUUGGGGCUGUCGAUGAUGGCGGUGCACGACUCCUACUGGACCUACGCCUGCGACCUCCCUCAGCUCUCGCGGACGCUGCGGGAGCAGUUCGUCCUUCUCUACAGCCGCUACGACCCGCUCUGGGAGCUCAAGGGGCAGUGGGAGGAAGCCUACUUUAUGGACCUCCGGCGUCAUGGGAUUAAGCUGCCAGACCCCCCGCCGCGCGGGGAUUUGGACCUCAACGUCGUCCUCGACUCGCCCUACUUCUUCUCGUAA